AUGGGAGCAUUAGAUUUUCUGACGGAAAUAAUCCACGAAUUGAUUGCAAUGAUACAGGAAAAUAGGUGCCGUGCACUGGUGGCCUACGUUCAUGGUAUAUUGCAACGUUCGAAGUUGCAAAAAUGUCUCCUGCAUUCACUCCUAACAUGUGUUCAUAAUGUGCGGCAUCACGUCAACGCUGAAAAAGUGCCACUCUCAGUGGAUAUAUUGGAAUUUAAUGAUGGCUCGCGUACCGCGAAGAAUGAUUUUAAUGAUCUAAUUACUGGCUAUCAAAGCUCGUUAUUAUAUUUAAGUGCAACUGUGAUACAACUGGAAUUGGUCAUCAAAAACGGGUUUCAGAACUUCACUGAUCAGGAUACGGGUAGUGUUAAUGCUGAUAAAUUAUCAAUUAACCAACAAAUUUACAAUUCACCGCUACACCGCGCACCAGUCCGUGAGCCUCACGUUGGUAUGGUUGAGCUGCGAAUGUUUCUUCUGACCGUGCUAAAUGCUCUCAAGAAGCAGCCUUUUCGGCAGGAGCAGUGGCUUAACUUUGUUGUGCAAAUUCUGCCGUUUCUUGAUAGGUCGCUUUCAACAUUUUCGGUGCACAUUGUUGAGCAACUAUGUAAAAAUUUGGAGUGUGCUGUUAGUGCAGCAUACUGUUCUCCAGACGAUCGAGCACAUGCUGUUGCCGCUACAGCUCAUGCUCAUUCUCCGGAUACCAUCAGUCAGCCAUCCUAUCCAACAAACUACGUCAUCCAGAUUUUGGAAACGCUGACAACAUUUGUUCACUACUGCCUUAUCGAUAAUUCGUCCCAGACAAGUGCUCAUCCUCCUUCACAAGCAACAACAGUUAGCAGUAAUCCAUCGCUGGCUUCAUCAGUAAUGAAUGCAAUACCGGGGACACGAGGAGCCACUGAGCUCAUCUCCAGCCUUGUCAAA
Molecule: messenger RNA, 921 nt
Organism: Gongylonema pulchrum
Lineage: Eukaryota; Metazoa; Nematoda; Chromadorea; Rhabditida; Gongylonematidae
Source: the annotation of a GenBank genome assembly